AUGCCUGUACGAUUUCAUCUGAUACGACGUGGGCAAAAUUCCAACCAACAUUCAUCGAGUAAUAGCAAUAAUGACGAUGAUCAACCAAUUGAUUCAUCAAGAGUGAAGAGUCGGUUACAUGCAUUAUUUACACCUUCGCACAACAGUAGUACUGAAAAUGAUCAAGAUCAACUUGAAGCUGGCCCUUGCCCUUCCUCACCCGGGCGUUCUUCUCUAGAUACACCAGGUGUGGAAAUCAACAUACACAGUGAUCCUCAGCUGAAUCAAAUAGGUAGUGAAGAUGUUAUCAGAUCAAAGACGUUCCCGUUAGACUCACCUUAUGGAACAAGAGAAGGACGGGUAGGAGGGAUCGAUCAGACUUUCACUAUACCUAAAAAGAAAGAAAGGGAUGCUAUCAAAAUUUUAAUGGUUACCUGGAAUAUGGGGGAUGCUUUGCCGAAAGGAGAUCUCUCAGUCUUGUUUGGCCAAAUCCCACCAUAUCAAUCACAGUCGCCAAAUGAACAGAUCCCAGAAUUACCAGUAGAAAAUGGUCAUCCGUAUCACAUAGUCGUGAUAGCAGGUCAGGAAUGUCCGACACUGAGCGGUGCUCCAAGAGGCCUAGGGGGUGGUCUGGUGAAAGGUGUCACAUUGAGGCAUAGAAAAGAAAAGGAGAAGGAGAAAGAGAAGGACAAGGACAAGGAAAAAGAGAAGGAGAAGGAGAUGGAGAAAGAUGACGAGGGCAUUACACCGGACGAGAAGAAGCUGACGAAAGCAACGGACAUUGAGAAGGCGAAGGAAAAAUCAGAACUCAAACCUCCCCGAAACACUCUUGAUGUGGACAGAGAUGAUGCUGGUUCUAGAUCGGCUGAUUCUAGUGACGAAGAGGAAACGAAAGGUUCAUCGGAACAAAGAUCUAGAGCAGCUUCCCCCAUGACUCCUCAUACACCAUUCUUACAUCGGCAUCAACCCGCUGUGGCUCCGAAAGGAUGGAGUCAAAUGCUUGAUGAUUAUUUCUGCGGUCCAAAUGCGCGAACAAGCGAACCAAUUCCAUCUUCCUAUGACUCUUCUUCACCCGUUCCGAGAGAUACACCUUUCUUACCUCAUCCGCCACCUUCUGCUCUCCCCGCUCCUCCAUCUUUACUUCGUUCGGUAUCAGCCCCCAUCACGCCUGUUGCAUCUCCCAUUACCAUACCUCCGAGAGUGCCGGCCAUGAUAACUUCAAAUCUUACGACUCUCUCGCCUUCGCCGUUAGUAAGAUCGAGGUCAUCAUUCGACUCCUCGUCAUCGUCCUCAGCAGCAGAUGGCGAUGAAUCAUUCUUAAUGAUGCAAGCGGAUCACGGAAUGCAAUCAUCGUCUCCAAAAAGGAAAAUCGAAAGACCAGAGAUCGUCAUUCCAAACGAAGAACCGUCGCAGACCAAUUCAGGAAAUGGAAGCUACGUUCAUGUGGUCAAAGAAAGGUUAUUGGGCAUGUACCUGACUGUAUAUGUGUAUAAAGGGUGUGAACAUCUCAUACAAGGAAUGGACAAAGAUCUAGUGACUGCCGGUCUUGCCGGAGGCAGAGUGGGAAAUAAGGGGGGAAUUGGCAUAAGCCUCAAGCUGGCCGACCACCGAUUUCUCUUUGUCAACUCCCAUCUUGCAGCUCACACAGGCAGGAUGCAUGCUCGUUUGUCGAAUAUCGCCAAGAUCAAAUCUGAAUUACGCCUAGAUUGCUUCUUGCCCAAAGACGACCCAAGGGCAGCUGCCGAAGAUAUAACGGACCGAUAUGACACUGUCUUUUGGUGCGGAGACUUGAACUUCCGUAUCGAGCUUUCACGAUUGCACGCGGAUUGGCUCAUCGAGCAAAAGAAAUACGGUGAACUGCUCAUGUGGGAUCAACUGAAACUCGCAAUGCGAGAUCCUAAGAUGAACCCGUUCCCUGGCUUUGAUGAAGGUCCAAUUGAUUUCCCAUGCACAUUCAAAUAUGAUGUGUGGAAGAGCGUUCGAGCGACAAAUCGCGAUGUACGCAGGACCCUUAAACGUCGGAAGUCAUCUGCUUCGGCUGUAUCAGUGGACCUGGGAAGCAGCGUCAACGUGUCGAAGGGUUUAUCGUAUGUUCCUGAAGGCGACGCAAUCGAAAAGGUAGAUGGAGAUGAUGACGAAGAUGAGUCAAGUCGGAUGCCUGAUCAAUUGAGACGGUCAGACGUAAGUGACGAUGAUAUCACGGAAGGUGAUUUCUCCCGACGUUCGUUCGAAUCCAGUCGAUACACUUCCGGUGCCAAUUCAAUGGCUGGAACGGAUGCCGAAGAAGAUUCCGACGAUAUGCCAAUGACACACAAACACCGACCGUUUGAUGUUGCUAUCAAAGAAAAGACGAGGCAUUUCUUAGGAUUGGUGAAGAUGGAUGGGAUUCUCACCCCUUCACCCGGCAAAAGAGGAGGUUUGGGUAGAAGGGUCAGUGUGAAAAGGAGAAUGUCUAUUCGCAAGAGAAACCAAGAUGACUAUGCUGAAUCAAGAAGAACUUCAAUGUCAAGUUUUGUUUCUCAUCCUGAUACAGAUCGACCAACAACUCCACUUGAAAAUGAAAGAAGGGUAUCUACGUCAUCGAGGAACGAAAAUCCAGUUGAAGAUGGUUUCAUCGCUUCGACUAGUGAUGGUCUGGCGGUACCUGCAAGUAAAUCUGAAAGUGGAUAUUCCUCUUCGCCUCCAAGGGAUAAGGAUCGUCCGCCACCUUUUACGAGACGCUUGAGUAUCAUGAAACGAACCAUGUCGGGAAGAUCGGUGAAGGAUGGAAUGGGUGAAGACGAGGAAGAGGAAGAAGCAGUAGAUGAAGUUGAUAGAAGAGAAGGUGUCUAUGAUACCAGUAAGAAACAGAGAGUGCCAAGCUGGUGCGAUCGAGUACUAUGGAAAGCUCAUAUAUUAUCGGAUCUCGAAGACGACGAAGAACCUAUACCACGAUCUGUAGAUCUUCAACUAGACUCUCAUACGCCAUUUCAUCGCCUUUCCAACGCACUCACCCAUUUGAGUGGUCAUAUCAAGCUCCAAAUGGGAAGAACAUCGUCCAUGGAUCCAAGUAUGGCCGAUCGACUCAAUCUACGAAUCCGAACUUCUGUUUCUCCAGAGCGAGACCCAUCUGGAACCUCGACACCAUCGAGAUUCGUCGAUACAUCUGUUGACACAUCUCUUCUAUCCUCACCAUCUGACUCACCUGACUCCUCCCUCAUACAACGUGGAGAAGGCUUGAUUCCCCUCCCUCGGAGAAGAUCAUCUCCGUUUCGUCCAAGUACAACUCCGUCCCCAUCCUCACCGUCAAAAGCGAGUAAACAACACAUCUCAAUCACGAGUUCCGCUCCUGCAACGAGAUCUCCGUCAAAGCUCGUCCCCUCUUUGUCAAUGACAAGAUCGGGUUCUGCACCAGGUAAUAUCAGACCUAUAUUAAGCAAUAGACCUAAUUCAGCUUCAGGCGCCAUAUCAUCCUCUUUGACUACUUCAACUAAUAAAAGCGGAAGUCGACAUGAACCUGAACCCGAAUAUCGGAAUGAUACGAUCACUUCUGAUAAUUCUGUAUACCCAAUGAGCAUACUGGAUAACACAAAACAAGGCGGCAAACAAAGACCAAGAAGUAAUUCCGAUUCCAUAGGAAUUGAGGUAACGAACUCGACAUCAGAAAAGAAAAAAGGGAGAUCAAGUGAUGGUUUGAUGGGUAGGCCAAUAAAUCACAACGAACAUUCCAAAAUCGAAUUCUCGGUACCAACGCCAAAUUCAACUUCAAUGACUUCAAGCCCUGAAAGGAAAAGCUCUUUGAGGAUAUUCGAUCAUGACAAGAGAGUAAGAACGAUAUCGAAUUCAGCUCCUUCUGCCAAGAUGAAUUCUUCCUUGAUUGACUCUACUCAUGACCCCGAAUAUCCUAAUCAAGAAGAGUCAUCUAUACAUCGAACAAUAACUACUCCACCGACACUGAAUCAUACGAGUUCGAGUCACAGUAAUAACCAUGGACCCGGACAUGGACAUGGAAGAGAAAGGGAAAGUGAUAAGAACGCUUUCAUGAGAUUUUUAAAAGAUCUUCCGGGAUGGUUACAUCGUUCUUCAUCAGCCACAAAUCCAGAUAAACAAGAUAUCACAUUGUCCUAUGAAGAAGCGCAAGAGAAGAAAUGGAAAAAGGGUGAAGUGAGAUGUUUACAUUAUGGUACUAUCGAUGACGCUGGGAUGAGACAGCUUGAAGGUAGAUCGGAUCAUCGACCAGCUAUCUUCGCAGGAGCGGUGUAUAUAUAA
Molecule: messenger RNA, 4227 nt
Organism: Kwoniella shivajii
Lineage: Eukaryota; Fungi; Basidiomycota; Tremellomycetes; Tremellales; Cryptococcaceae
Exons: 11
Coding region: 1-4227 (1408 amino acids)
Biological process (GO): phosphatidylinositol dephosphorylation
Molecular function (GO): phosphatidylinositol-4,5-bisphosphate 5-phosphatase activity
Source: RefSeq, a predicted model, not a curated record